Apodemus sylvaticus (European woodmouse) is the source of this 3853-nucleotide messenger RNA. It is a transcript of the gene Ccdc85a, whose product is annotated as coiled-coil domain containing 85A. NCBI's taxonomy places the organism in Eukaryota, Metazoa, Chordata, Mammalia, Rodentia, Muridae. The record is from RefSeq and is a predicted model, not a curated record. The transcript has 5 exons. Bases 667 to 2169 code for a protein of 500 amino acids.
GUCCCGCUGGGCGGCUGAGUGUCAUUCCUGUUUGGUCCUUGCCGGAGGUGUUGGGGGAUGCGGCCUCCCGGGAGCCAGCUUCCUCCCCGCUGCCGCUCCCCAACCCCCGCGCAUCCUCCUCUGGGCUCUGAAAACCCAAGGCUUCCCAGAACAGUUUAGGAUCAGCCGCAGGACUACAGCUAGCCAGCUGCGUGGAGCUUUGGGGAAGGACAGUAGCUCGCUCCAAGGUAGCAGCGGAGCCUCGGGCUUGAGCAAAGGGGAGGGAAGGGCGUGUGCGUGACAGACCGUGGCGGGGGGUGGGGUGGGGGUGGCUGUCUGGAUCUGAGCAAAGGAGAGGGCAGGGGAUUGAGGCAGAGCUCUCUGGGUGUCCCCGCCCGCUCCUGCUCCCUGGCGCCCUUCACCAUGGAAUUGCGCGGAGUUGGGAUGGACCACUGCAGCCACCGGGAGCUGGCUGUCGGGCUCCGGGAUUCGGCAGGUACUCGCGCUUGGAUGGCGAGGUAGGAUGGCCGAUCAGCGCUAUCCCCACGGUCUCCACGCAGCGGUCCCCCAGAGGUGCCGCUGACUCUCGAAGCGCACAGGGGUGUGGGCGGAGGCCCAGCCGCGCCCGCACCUUCGCCAGUCUUUUCGCCUCUUCCACCUACUGGCACCAGCCGCUGCGCGGAUACCAUGUCUAAGGCGGCUGGAGGCGCGGCGCCAGGGGCGGAAAGUUCUCCCUCUGCUCAGGCCGGCGCGACGACACCCGCGGGUGUGGAGGAUCUAUCUAAAGUGACGGACGAAGAGCUGCUGCAGUGGAGCAAGGAGGAGCUGAUCCGCAGCCUGCGGCGCGCUGAAGCCGAGAAGGUGAGCGCGAUGCUGGACCACAGCAACCUCAUUCGGGAGGUCAACCGCCGCCUGCAGCUGCAUCUCGGCGAGAUCCGAGGGCUCAAGGAUAUUAACCAGAAGCUCCAGGAAGACAAUCAGGAACUGAGAGACCUAUGCUGUUUCCUGGAUGAUGACCGGCAGAAAGGCAAAAGGGUCUCCCGGGAGUGGCAGAGAUUGGGUCGCUACACCGCUGGAGUGAUGCACAAGGAAGUGGCCUUAUACUUGCAAAAGCUGAAGGAGCUGGAGGCGAAGCAGGAGGAGGUGGUGAAGGAGAACAUGGAGCUUAAGGAACUCUGUGUGCUGCUGGACGAGGAGAAGGGCGCAGGAUGUGCUGGCAGCCGCUGCUCCAUCGACAGCCAGGCCAGCCUGUGCCAGCUGGUGGCCUCUGCUGCCCCCUAUGUGCGGGAUGUGGGUGAUGGCAGCAGCACCUCCAGCACUGGCAGCACUGACAGUCCUGACCACCACAAACACCAUGCCAGCGGGGGUAGCCCUGAACAUUUACAGAAGCCCCGGAGCGAGGGCAGCCCAGAGCACACCAAACAUAGGAGCACUAGCCCUGAGCAUCUACAAAAACCCAGGGCUUCCGGGACCCCAGAUCACCCCAAAGCACUGAAAGGAUCCAGCCCUGAGCACCACAAAUCCUUGUGCAAGGGCAGCCCUGAGCAGCAGAGGCACCCACAUCCAGGGAGCAGCCCAGAAAUGCUGCCCAAGCACGUGUUGAGUGGGAGCCCCGAACAUUUCCAAAAGCACAGGCCAGGAGGCAGCCCGGAACAUACCAGGCACAGUGGAGGCAGCCCCGAGCAUCUUCAGAAACAUGCCCUUGGUGGGAGCCUGGAGCACCUCCCCAGAGCUCGGGGAACAAGCCCAGAGCAUCUCAAACAACAUUAUGGGGGCAGCCCUGAUCACAAACAUUCAGGAGGCAGUGGAGGCAGCGGCGGGGGCAGCAGGGAGGGCACCCUCCGGCGGCCUGCUCAAGAGGACUCAUCACCCCAUCACCGGAGUGUCUACAGCGGCAUGAAUGAAUCAACAUUGUCCUAUGUUAGGCAGCUGGAGGCCAGAGUCAGACAGCUGGAAGAAGAAAAUCGCAUGCUGCCCCAGGGUUCUUUUAGGUUGUCAUCAGGGGCUGAUGGGAAUAACAGUUCACCCAACUCUCCAGCUAGCUUCAGUGGACAUACCACACCUUCUCAGCAGCCUGAACCUGUGGUACAUUCUCUUAAGGUUGUAUGGAGGAAACUUGGAGAUGCUGCAGGCUCGUGUCCUGGAAUUAGGCAACAUUUGUCAGGAAAUCAGUACAAAGGGCCUAUGUGAGAAGCACUGCCUUCAAACAUGACAUCAUCACUACUAGAGACAACAGAAAAAGAAGAUGAAGAAGAAAUUCACUUUCUACAAAAUAGAACUCAUGACAUCACAUGGAGUGAUUGUACAUUGCUAAUUCUCCCCUCUAAAUCCUUCAGUGUACCUUCCCCCAUACGGCUAAUACGUGCUAUACGUCUCAACUUUAGUGUUCAUAGCAAUCUCAAGGUAGCUGUGGAAAAUCGUUUUAGUAUUAAUACUUUUAUGACAGCUGAAAUGUUUUUGACUCUUUAUAACCAUGAUUGACAUAUUGGGUAAUAUACAUGGUUGGAUGAGUCCAGUAGAGCCUCUGUGGCUUUGAUAGAGGUCGUUCACUUUAUCUAAUUGUAGGAACUUUCUACUGUGUGGAAGAUAUGAAGAAGUGUUUUUGAGCAUACAACCUGGGUUGGGAAGCUCCCUCAUAUAUAUAGCAGUUGAGGAAAAAUUGCUUCCUGAGGAAUAAUUAGUUGGAUGCAAGAUAAUAUUUGGUUUCUCAUUUGAAUUCUGAGGUGCUAAAAAAUAACAAAAAAUCUUUUACAAGCUAGAAAGGUAGGAGGAAUUUUUAGAGUGCGUAGCAGAGAGUAUCAUUUAUUUUCAAUUGGUCAAAAUAAAUAAUUUAAUUUUGAUGAGUUGUUUAUAAAGGCAUGUCUUUGGACCAUACAACGCUUCAUAUAUAUUCAACCUAUCAAUGUCAACUAAUAAGGAAAUGAGCUUAAUUUUUCUAGGUGUUUCAAGCUGUGAGAUUGUCUAUUUCUACAAUUUAAUUUCUAGACAAGCAGUAUACUUAAUAAACUUUAAGUAAAAUUUAAAGUCUUGCACUGCUCUAGGAAACAGAAGCUUUCUUUGCCUAUCACUGCAGCUAUCUAAUGUCUUAGGAAGCUAACGCAUGUCCAUUAUUGAGGCUAAAUUCUCUUGUUCAGAUUGCUUGAGAUGUGUGCUAGCUUUGCUAGUUUUCUGACUAUUGGUAUAGAUGUAUAAUAUUAGAAUGUGUGUACUGGAAAUGCUAUGAUAUUUUGUGUUUAUCUAAAUUCAAUGAUAGUUUCUUGUAUGAAUGUUCAAGAGGCCUGUGACAGAAUGCUGUUUUUACUGUAGUUUAAGAUUUGAAAGUAGGAUGCAACAAUUCAUGGAUAGCUUCUAAACUUAUUAUUUGACUCACAGUCAAUAUUCCUCAUUGUGUAUAAAUGAAAUGGUCUUAUUAUAUAAAUUAUUAAUUAUCAGAAGAAAUUUGUCAUAGUAAAAAAUAGGUAAUUGUGAUUUUCAAAACUUCCCUCUAUUUUAAGAAAAUAUUUAUGAGUUCAUUUAGUAUAGAAGGACCUGAGAUAUUACUAAUUAUAUUCCUAAUUAUCAUAAUUGAGUUAUAAUUUAAGAUUCUUACUUUAAACUGUUAUAGAUUUAGUGUCUAAGAGAAAAUUCUUUUAUACACACACACAUACACACACACAAACUCACAUAUACUUUCUCACAUAGAAACAUCCUUCAAUUGUUGUAUUCCUAUAGUCUGAAGACAUUUAAACAAGCUUUUGUGCUUGCAGCAGAACCUGCAGUAGUGAUACAAAUGACAUUGGUCUUUUGACAAAAUACUUGUGUAAAUUUUGAUACUGUAUUAAAACUAUUUUUUUAAAGUUCUACAUAAAAUUGAGUAUUAAGUAUAUGUGUUCAU